Ceraceosorus bombacis is the source of this 3544-nucleotide messenger RNA. The record is from the annotation of a GenBank genome assembly. NCBI's taxonomy places the organism in Eukaryota, Fungi, Basidiomycota, Exobasidiomycetes, Ceraceosorales, Ceraceosoraceae.
AUGUCGGACGCAGAGGUGGCCAACCAGUCCAUCAUCGACCACGGCUCCAAUGCUGCCGAAGAUGAUUCUCAAGAGGAAGCUUCCCCUCAGCUAGACCUCUCCAACUCUGCCGACGAGACCGAAAACGUGGCCAAAGAUGGAGAGAAUGGCAUCGGCAUCGGAGAGGAUAGCGGAUUGACUUCGGUGCCUGAUGAGGACGAUGAGCAUCAAGACCAAAGGGAUCAAGGCGAUGCGCCCAAUGAGCAACCCAACGGUCAGCCAGAGGAAGAAAUGCAGUCCAAGGAGAAUGGCGAGGCGGCGGCGGCGGCGGCGGCGGAGCAAACAACCACCAAGCCGACUGCUCCAGUCAAGAAGACCGUUGCCGGCACUACCACCGCUGCUGCUGCUGCCAAGCCUCGAGCAAGCGUGACUGCAGGCGUCAAGGUGAGUGCGAACAAGUCUCGCGCGCACUUUCGCGUUGCGCGCUUGACGGCUAGCACAUCUCAUCUGACUGGAUUGCAAAUCAUUCUUCAAUCCACUGGCAGACUGUCGCAAAGCCUGGCACCACUACUGCCUCCGCUGCUCGCCCUGCCGCAGCAACUACACGUCCGGGCGCAGCCGCCUCAACGGCUCGUCCAGCGGGCACGACUGGUGCUGCUGCCCGAAGCAGCGCUGCUGGCACCGCAACGGGCGGUUUGAGAUCUUCUGUCGGGCCGGGUGCUGCUCGUCCUGCAGCCACGACUGGCGCUGCCAGGCCUCCCGCCGCCAGCGCACGCUCUUCCCUCGCUUCCAGUACCAACGCCAGGCCCGCAGGUGCAGCUACUGCUACGCGCCCUUCCGCAGCGACGGCACCUGCUAGACCGGCACCUGGCAGCGCUACUGCGACGGCUCGAAAGCCUGUUGGCACCCCAUCCAGCACCACCACCACCACACCAGUAAAGAAACCAGCGGCGGGAACUACUGCCAGCGCUGCACGUCCAGGCGUCGUUCGUCCUGCAGGCGCCACCGCAACGACUACUGCAUCCCGACCUCCUGUAGCUGGCAGUGGGACUGCUGCUCGCAGACUUAGCACGGCCAGUGCCAGCACCACUGCAUCUGCUCGUCCUAGCGUCGCGGGUGCGCGCCCCACAGCCACGGCUGCGCGCAGCAGCAUCACCCCAAGCUCUGCUUCGGCCGGCGUUGCAGCCAAAAAGGCUCUGACUCCGACCGAGGUCAAGGAAAAGAUCAGCAAGCUAGAGUCGGAGCUGAGCGAGACCAACGAGACGAUCGACAGCUUGCGAUCUGAAUUGGAAGCCAAGGAUGCUCAAGUUCGCGAAAAGGAUGCCGAACUCAGCGCCUUGCAAGCCAAGGUGGAGGGUGCAACGACCGCCGAGAAGGACGACUCCGACGCGGAGAACAAGAUCAAAGAGCUGGAGGCACAAGUCGCCCGGCUCGAACUGAGUGCAGAGUCCUCGGCGUCCCACAAAGACCCAACGCCGUUCAAUCAACGUAUCGCCGAGCUCGAAGGUCAGCUUGAGGAGAUGAAAAAUGCCGCGCCAGCCGAGGAUCCUGCUGUCAAAGCUGCACUUGCCGAAGCUCAAAGUGCAGCUACUGCAGCUCGGGAGGCAGCCCACAAAGCUGAGCUCGAGCUCAAGAAACUUCAAGAGGACCAUCAUCUCGCCGAACAGAAGGCUCAAGACUUGCAGACUCAGCUCGACGAAGCGAUCAAGAAUGCAAGCGGUGCAAGGGACGUGCACGAUGGUGAGAUCAGCAAGCUAAAGUCGGACGUGGAGAGGCUUGAGAAGAAGCUGGAAGAGGCAAACGCAUCGCACGGCUCUACUGCUGACAAGCUUCGAGCGGAGCACGAUAGCGUGCUAUCGAGCAUCAAGGACGAGCACGCUGUCGUCCUUGCCAAGUUCAAGAAGGAAAAAGAUGGAGAGAGCGAGCAGACCGCUGCUGGACACGCCAAAGCGAUCGAAGACCUCAGAAGUGAGCAUGCGUCUGCGCAAGAAACGGCGAUCGCAAAAGCUCUUCAGGAGCAGACCGAGACUCAUGCGUCAGCUCAGGAGGGUGCUCUAGGCAAUCUGCGUCAAGAACUGGAGGCUUCCCACGCUGCUGCGCUUGAGACGCUCGGAAAACAGCACGAAGCGAGCACCGCCAGUGCUGUCGAGGCUCACACAAGCGCAUUGUCUGCUCUCGAAGCAGCUCGAGAUGGUGAUCGUCAAGCAGCUGAAAAGGCUGCCGAGGCCAGUGCGGCUGAGCUGGCCAGUGUGAGAAAGGAGCUCGAAUCUCAGCAGAGCAUCUACGAUGGCAAGCUGGCCGAGGCGCAAGCCGAACACACCAAAAAUCUUGCAGAAGCAUUCGAAAAGGCUCGAGCUGAAGCUGGAACGACGCACGGAGUCGAUUUGGGAGAGCUGAAGACUCGCACGGAAGGCACGAUCAAGCAGCUGCGCGAGCAACACGAGGGUGAGAUCAGCAGGCUGAAGGAAGAGCAUGCUCAGGCUGUAAGGGAGGCCGAGAGAAGCACGGGCAGCGAGUCCAACAGGCUCAAGCUGGAUCUCAAAGCUGCACAAGAGGACCUCAAGAAGGUGAGAGUUGACCUUGCUCGCCUUGGCGAAGAGAAAAGCUCGUCGGACGCAAAGGUCAAGUCCUUGGAGGAAGCGCUGCAAGCUGCAAAGUCUGCGGAUGCAGAGUCUGCCAGCGCAGCAGCUGCGGCUGCAGAAUUGAAGCAAGCUCACGACCGGGUCCAAGAGUUGGAGGAAGAGGUAAAGAACAGCCAAAAGGCUUUGCAAGAGACUCAGGACGCCUAUGCGAGUCAGAUGGACGAGCUUUCCAAAGCCCAACAACUUAGCUCUCAAGAUGGCGCAGAGAGAAAUGCGAGGGAAGUGGAGAAAAUUCACAAGCAGCACCAAGAAGAGCUGAAGAAGCAUCUCGAGAAGCACACAAAAGAUGCCGAGAACCUGAUGGUGAGUGCGAGUGAUGGCCGCAUGGCCUUGAUUCGCGCAAUUGACCGCGCUCGCACUACGACAGAAUUUGCAAGACAAGCUGAAUCAAGCGGAAAGGGAGGCUCAAGACGCAAACAGUCGUGCCAAGGUCGCAGAGGCCGCUGCCAACGUUCCAAGUGUUGCCGCUCCCGCUGCAAGCGCAGAGGGUACCGUGAGUGCUGUAUGACCAGUGCUCCGAGACAUCAAUGACACAGAGCCCUUUGCUGAGUUGAGCUCUCUCAUGCGCUCUGCAGUCCGAUCUUGAGCAGGUGCGUUUCGAUGCACAGACUCAGCACUUGUCUUUCCGCUCGCUGACUUUUCUUUCCCCCUUUGGUCUGAAUCUGCACAAAUUCCAGCUUCACGCGGCGCACAAUGAAAAGCUAUCCAUCAUCGAGACGCAGCAUCGUCAGACGCUCAAGGCGCUGGAGCAGCAGCUUUUCGAAGCUAGGGAGGUAGCCAACAAGAGCUCUAAAGAGCUUCAUUCGGCAAAGAUGGAGCUUGGCUUUGCACAGCAGGAAGCGGAAGAGGUGUCGGCGCUCAAAGAAGAGAUUGAGAGGCUCGAAAAGGAAGCGAAGUUUGCCAAGGAUCGUCUGGCCGCUUGA